AUGGACAAAUGUAUGAAGGAGCUGCGCGAGAGUGAUUAUGGAGUGCAAAUGGGCAAAUCCAACAUCAAAUGCCUCGUAUACUCUGAUGACCAAGUGAUUCUUGCGCCGUCAGAGGGAGAGUUGCAAAAAAUGCUGGAUAUUAUGAAUGAGUCGUUUAGAAAGAGAGGUAUGAAGAUUAAUGCAGAGAAGACGAAAGUGAUGAUUUUUGAAAGAAACGAAAACGUGACGGUAUGUAAUAUUAAAAUUCAAGGUAUGAUUAUUGAUCAAGUGAAUGAGUUUGUAUAUCUGGGUAGUGUGUUUACAAGAGAUGGAAAGUUUGAUGAGGACAUUGAAAGAAGGGUACGAAAGGGAAACGCAGUAAAUGGAGCCAUAAGUGGUGUAAUGGGUAGUAACAUCUUAUCCCAAAAAGCUUACAUGUCCAUACAUAAUGCUUUGCUAGUUCCCACACUGACGUUUGGUAGUGAGAGUUGGGUAUGGCAGAAGAAGGAUGAAAGUAGAAUUAAUGCAGUGGAGAUGAGAUAUUUGAGGAAAAUUUGUGGAAUAAAGCAACCACCACCCAACGCGAACGACCCAAGAGCCACACUUUCACGCCACUUCAGAGACGAUCUGCCAGAAGUGGACGAAGACGAUUGGGAGGGCGCUUAA
Molecule: messenger RNA, 645 nt
Organism: Hyposmocoma kahamanoa
Lineage: Eukaryota; Metazoa; Arthropoda; Insecta; Lepidoptera; Cosmopterigidae
Exons: 2
Coding region: 1-645 (214 amino acids)
Source: RefSeq, a predicted model, not a curated record